UAAGCAAGAGACCGCGGCCCUCCUGACAACACACAGGGUUAGCUAAGAGAGGAAAUCGUUACAUCACGGCACCUCCCGCCACUGCAACACGCCACGCUCUGACCAAACCAAACAGCAUUGCAUAGACUGAGGUGUGUGGCGGCGGCGUGGCGGAGCAGGUAAUGAGAUGUUCAGGUAACACGCUUGCUCCUUGGCGGCGUGACGGACUGUGGGCGUGCGGGCGGCGAUAAUGGGCAGCCAAAUAAGCGACAGAUGUUGGGAAAGCAUCAGAAAUUGCACGUGUCCCUGUGCCGCCGGCCGCGGGUUCACGCGGGAGUCCUGUGCUGUGGUGUGAAUAGUCUGAGGAGAGUUAAUACGAGGCUUCGCUUCGUCGCGAGGACCAGACCGGGCUUCGUCGCGAGGACGGGUCGGAGGGACCAACGGAAAGCAUUCGCUAUGAAGGAUGAGAUGGACACCGGGCUGCAGGCUGGAGGGAGAGCAGGUGGUGUGGCAGAGGUGAUGAACCCGGCUAGUUUGGGCUUCAUUGGCUGUGGCAACAUGGCCCAGGCAAUGCUGUCAGCCUUCCUCAAGAAAGGCUUGGUUGACCCUCACCUUACCAUUGCCAGCGCCCCGUCAGAGCGUAACCUGACCAAGGUGCGGGCGCUGGGGGUGAGGACCACGCAUGACAACAAUGAGGUGGCACGCACCAGUGACUUGGUGUUCUUGUGUGUGAAGCCCCACCUGCUGAGUCCUGUGCUGGCUGACCUCCUGCCCCUCGAGAACAACCACAGCCCUCUCUUUGUCUCUGUAGUGACGGGCGUGUCUCUGUCUGACCUGGAGGAGAUGCUGAGCAGCGUGGUGGACAACCCACGUGUGGUGCGCUGCAUGCCCAACACUCCCUCUGCUGUGGGGCAGGGGUGCUGCUUGUAUGCAAGAGGUACCCAAACCACUGCAUCAGACGCUGAGGCCACCAGUUCCCUGCUGAGUGCUGUGGGAAUGUCUGCUGAGAUCCCGGAGUACCAGAUAGAUGCUGCCUGUGGCCUGGCUGGUUCAGGGCCUGCCUAUAUUUACAUGGCCAUUGAGGCACUGGCAGACGGUGGUGUGAAGAUGGGCCUCCCCCGACCCUUGGCACAGACACUGGCGGCCCAGACGGUGAAGGGGGCGGCCACCAUGGUGCUGGAGACAGGCAAGCACCCUGGCCAGUUGAAGGACGAGGUGUGUUCCCCAGGUGGCACGACCAUUGCUGCCGUCCAUGCCCUGGAGAAGAAUGCCUUUAGGAACAGCCUCAUGUCAGCAGUGGAGGCAUCAACAUUACGCUCGAAGGAACUAGGAGCCAAGAAGUAAUACAGGUGCUGGGUUAUACUGACCCUGUUUAGACUCUGCAGCUCCUCAUCAUCUCCCACAGCACUAUUAGCCUUAUGUCUCCCAAGGAAUAGUGGCACUGAUUUCUCUUUGUUGUAAUCUUUUUUUUCUUCUUACUGUGCUGGAUUUCCCGUGUACUGAUUUUUUUUUUCUUGGCAUGCUUGUGAAAUUAAAGUAAUGUGUGUGUGUGUGUGUGUAAGUAAGAGUGUGAAAGUUUGAGUUAUAUUGCAACACAGGACUCUCAGAAUGUUACUUGAUAGGAAAAUUUGUGUCAUGUAAGAAGUAUUGUUGGUUUCUGUGUCUUACAGAUUAUUUAAUAUUCUCAGGAAGCCAACUGGAGAUGAUAUGAAGCUGUUAUUUAUUGUUUUAUGUCAUUUUCAUGUGGAGAUUUUAUACUUUAUAGUCACUUUUUUUUUUUGUUGUAUGCAAUAGAUUUUUCUGUACAGUUUUUAUGAAGUACAUUUUCAUUUUUUUUU
Molecule: messenger RNA, 1817 nt
Organism: Scylla paramamosain (green mud crab)
Lineage: Eukaryota; Metazoa; Arthropoda; Malacostraca; Decapoda; Portunidae
Product: pyrroline-5-carboxylate reductase 3-like
Exons: 11
Coding region: 253-1323 (356 amino acids)
Biological process (GO): L-proline biosynthetic process
Molecular function (GO): pyrroline-5-carboxylate reductase activity
Source: RefSeq, a predicted model, not a curated record